Messenger RNA from Penicillium brasilianum, 1407 nucleotides. NCBI's taxonomy places the organism in Eukaryota, Fungi, Ascomycota, Eurotiomycetes, Eurotiales, Aspergillaceae. The record is from the annotation of a GenBank genome assembly.
AUGACGCUCCUCCAAUUCCUCCGCCAGGCGCGCCAGCUACACCUCCAGUUCCUGGCUGGUGCCUUACCCGAGCCCCCCAUCUACGUGCUCGGUAAUCCCUCCGCCGACCUGGACUCCAUCAUCUCCGCCAUUGUGUACUCGUACUGCGCCAACAACCGUGUGCCUCCCACCACCCCGCGACCCCAUAUCCCCCUCCUCAACCUCUCCAAUGUACCCGCAGGUCCGGAGCUGUACCGACUGAGACCGGAAUUUGUCGAGGCGUUAUGGCUUUCCACCGGCUGCCCCCCUCUUCGGCCCGAGGAGCAAUUCGAUAACAACUCCCAGUCUGCGGGGAAACUGCUCGGCGAGCAUCUGGUCACGGUUGCGGACUUUGCACGGAGUCUGAAGGAGCUCCCUACCACGAAGAAAAUAGAGGCAGAUGCGGUCAUGGUCGAUUGGAAUGCCAUGCAGCACCGUGUUGAAGGGAAACCGGGCUAUGGCUCCGUGAGCGGGUUGGAGGAAGUCACCUUCUGCACGGUGGGGUGUAUCGAUCACCACGCCGAUGAGCACUUCGUACCUGGAUCGGAGGACCUUCCGUCCGAGCAGCCAUUGGUAAUCCAGCCCGGUCCCGGGUCAUGCUCGUCCUUGAUCACCAGCGAGCUCCAGAAACGCGGGCUCUGGACCGCCAGUCAGGACGCGUCGUCCACGGCACAAAUCGCGCAGGUCGCGAAGCUCGCACUGGCGCCGAUUCUGAUCGAUACAUCUAAUCUCACCGCGAAAGGAAAGGUCAAGGAUGUGGAUAUCCAGUCCCUCGAAUUUCUGCGCGAAUUGGUCUGCGGAGCAACGAGCGAGUCGGCCGUCGAAUGGAACAUGGACUCCUUUUAUGAACGGAUCCAGGACGCGAAGAAGAACAGCCUGAACUUGUUGACCCCGGAAGAGAUUCUGGAUCGUGACUUCAAGGAUUGGAUCGAGACGGCUCGGUCCUCCGGGCAGACUGUCAAGCUCGGCUUUUGCUCAUCGGUCAAGCCUAUUCGGUGGAUUAUCGAAAAAGCAGGUGGUUCGCAAGAAUUCCUGGCUACCGUUCGCCGAUUUGCGCAGAUGGAGGAUAAAGAGUUGGACAUGGUGGUCGUCAUGACCUCUUUCACCUCGGCCGAGGAGCAACAUACUCGAGAGCUGUUCAUUUGUGCGACACAGGAAAGCGGUCUAACAGUGGACGGUAUCAAGAAGUUUAUUGAAGAGUCGAGCUCACUUGGCCUGGUCGAAUGGACGUCAUUGGAUGGAGAGUCCGUGGAUUUGGUCGAUGCCGAUAUCCGGGCUUCGCUGAAUGGGACCUCCGAGGUCUGGAGGCACUUGUGGGUGCAGACAAAUGCCACCGCGAGCAGGAAACAAGUGGCGCCAAUGCUGCGGGAUGCAGUUGCCAAACUAUAA